ACUUAAUAAUAAUGUGUGUAUAGAGUGAAGUUAGAUAUAUUUAGAUUUAGUUGUCAAAAUAAGGUUAAGAAAAUAUGUCGAUAAUUAUUCGAAUAACUCGAAAUCAAGUGAAAUUAAAUCAGUGUUUAUUACGAAAUGCAUCACAGAGUGCUGAUAAAACAAAAACAUACGAUGAAAAUGAGUUUCGUGUACUUAACCUCAAAAAUACAAAAAAUCCAUCACUGCUGCGACGAAAACCAAAACCUGUAGGCGCUUUACCACCACGAGCAAAUCAAAUGGCUGUUGAUCAAGAUUGGCCAAGCGUAUGGCCCGGUCCGAAAACAUUUCAUCCAGCUAGUGUACCAUUACCGGUAAGACAAGGAUAUAAUGAAAAAGGAGCACCACCGGGCAAAAUUGGUAAUGCAGAGUUAAUGAAAAUACCAAAUUUUUUACAUUUAACACCACCAGCUAUCAAAAAACAUUGUGAAGUUUUAUCAAAAUUUUGUACACCAUGGCCAGCUAAUUUGGAUACGGAAGAAAAAUGUCGAAAACAUUUCCCUGUGAAAAUAAUUUCAUCUGAUUAUUGUCAUGCAUCACCGACAAUUCGAGAUCCUUUAGCAAGAAUUGUAUCAAUAAAAUUAAAAUUAGAGGAUUUGAAAUUAGAUUCACAUGCACGAGAUAAAUUUUUACGAUUAGUUGGUGAUCGCUAUGAUCCAGUAACAGAUGAAGUAACAAUUGUUACCGAUAGAUGUCCAACGAAAAAACAAAAUUACGAUUAUGCAAUUUAUUUGUUAACUGCUUUAUAUCAUGAAUCAUGUACAGUCGAAGAAUGGGAAAGUGAAAAAUCUGAAAGCGAUAUGGAAUAUUAUGAUUGGGAAACUAGUAAAGCAAAGAAAACAAUUGCAUUUAUAAGUGAAUGGUCAGCCGAUAAUACAGAUAUCAAUGUUGAUAAUGUAGAUGUCUCUACUAUACCCCAUGCUAAUGAAUACCGUGACAUUAUUACGGAGUUGAGAAAUAAUGGUGAAAAUGACUUAAUUUAUGAAAAAUAUGCAACAGUAACGAGAAAGUUAUUUAAUUUACCUCCGCCGUUGUAA
Molecule: messenger RNA, 1073 nt
Organism: Chrysoperla carnea
Lineage: Eukaryota; Metazoa; Arthropoda; Insecta; Neuroptera; Chrysopidae
Gene: mRpS35
Product: 28S ribosomal protein S35, mitochondrial
Exons: 1
Coding region: 75-1073 (332 amino acids)
Biological process (GO): mitochondrial translation
Cellular component (GO): mitochondrial small ribosomal subunit
Molecular function (GO): structural constituent of ribosome
Source: RefSeq, a predicted model, not a curated record